Molecule: messenger RNA, 2798 nt
Organism: Solanum lycopersicum (tomato)
Lineage: Eukaryota; Viridiplantae; Streptophyta; Magnoliopsida; Solanales; Solanaceae
Source: RefSeq, a predicted model, not a curated record
AAGUUUGAAGAGUUGAGAAAGAGAGACCGAGUAUGGCUAUGGCUCUCCGAGUUAGACGCCUGAAAGAAGCUUAUAGGCUGCUCCCUCUUCUUUCUGCUGGAAACAUGUAUAAUCUACUCGGAAAAGAUGACAUUUUGUUGCCGCCUCUUUUGAAUUGUUCGAAAAAUUUACGUGCAGACAUCAAUACAAUGUGCCUUUAUAGAUGCCAUCAGGAUCAUAGUCUCUUUCAGGUAUUCAACUAUAUCAGAAGCUGUGUCAGAGCCUCUUGUCCAACUCGAUUUCCCCUCCUUCAUUAAGUCUACUAUUGAUGAACCUGAAGUCUAUCUUCCUUACCAACAUAUCUGUCAGAAGAUCACUUACAAGUGUUAGGACUUCUAGUUCGCACCACCAUCAAAGCUCCUUGAGUAGCAUCAUGAUUGCUUCAGUAACAUUGCAAAGACCAUCAUGUCUUCCGCAUCAUGACUGCUUCAGUAACAUCACAAAGACCAUCAUGUCUUCCGUGUUGUUUUCUCUUCCAUCAGUUAAAAAUUAGCAACAGUUGAAUCUAUUGCAAGAUUUCCCAAGCAAGCAAGGCCCUUCUCAUUGUUGGUUCAAUGGAACUCCGGAUAAGAAGUCUCUGAAAGAUGGCAUUUUCUUAGUGCUCAUUGCUGGAUUCUUAGAUGGUUCCUCAAUCACGGAGGCAAACUUUGCUAGCAUGCUUGAGAAAGUAAAGUUUCUCCAGGAUAGAUAUCCUUUCCUUCAAAUAAUUGGUUUCCAGGAUACGAAGAUCCCACUUUGUUCAAGUGAUAUUUGCACACAUCUGCUUCGGAGAACCUUGAAAGAAUACAUUGCCUUUCCUAUUCUGGUAGCUAACAAGAAUGUUAUAGAGAUUGCUUCCGAGGCCUGCUAUAUCUUGUUUAAUGGUUCUGAAAGUUCUUCAACCUAUUAUGGGAAGGAAGCAGAUAUUGUGAUUCUAGACAAAGCAAUCAAGGAUUUCAGAGCACAAGAGAGUGAGACCCCCAAGAUCAUGCAUAAUCUGACAAGCACAUGGGUAAAGCCAACUGAUGACUUCAAGGAACCACCUCUCUGUUUUCCCUUGAGAAACCUGCUUCUUUACUUUCCAGGUGGCAUUUCAGUUGAUGAGAGUGGCAAUCGCCUUUUCCUCUCUGACUCCAAUCACCACAGAGUUAUUGUACUUGAUGGCAAUGGGAAGAUCUUAGACUCUAUUGGUUCUUCCCCUGGUCAUGAGGAUGGAGAAUUUGAAUCAGCAAAGUUAAGGCGUCCAGCAGCUUCUUUUUAUCAUGCCGCUGAGGACUGUCUAUAUCUUGUGGACUCGGAGAAUCAUGCUAUUAGGAGAGCUGAUAUGGGGAGGAGGGUUGUGGACACGUUUUACCCAAAAAGCAAAUCAAAUAAAGAUAGCAGUAUAUGGAGCUGGAUAUUGGGAAAGCUUUGGCCUAGAAAUGAUCUAGCUGCACAGUCUGAGGAAUUGAAUCCAGAUGCAUUGCUGUUUCCAUGGCACAUUCUGGAAUCUCCAAACGGCGAUCUCCUCAUUUUUAACCGCAGCUGUGAGACGUUGUGGAUCAUGGAUUUAGCCUCAGGCUUGAUCAGAGAGGUUAUUAAAGGAUUUUCCAAUAUUUUGGAGAUCUGUGAGCCAUUGAUCCUGGAGAAGUCGAUGCUUUUGAAUCAAAUACCUAAUGAUUGGUUGCAGCAGCAAGUGGAUGCACAUUGCUCAUCAAAGAAAAUUCCAUAUGUUCAUUUUAUAUCAUCUGUGGUAACUUUUCAGGAUCAGAUACUCAUUUGUGAUACAGUUGGUCAAACGGUAUUAAAACUCAAUAGGAACUCGAGUUCUCUAUCAAGCUUCCAGUUUUCUAAUUUGGGGAUCCUUGGGUUUCCUUACUGGUCCUCAUCUCCUCUGGAACGAGUAUGUGCUGCUGAUGCAGCAUUGGCAGAAAAUUCUAUUGAUCACAUAGAGUCUUUCAACUUGUUGCCAGGCAAAAUUGACAUACAACUGAAGGUGGAUAUUCCAGAAUAUGUUGAUCUAAUUGAACCAUUGGGUGAAAGUUGUAUAUGGAGGCAAACUAGAGGGGCAGCAACUGAAAUAUCCAAGGCAGAUAGCACGAUUACAUCUUCAGAGAAGGUUGGUAUUGCCCAGCAAUGGUAUGAUGAAAUCGACCACCUAGCCUUUUCAACAUCAGAAAUUGAAGCAACCAUAGAAGAGGCUACGAUGAGCUGUGGUGAGGAAAUUCCAGAAGGGAAAGUUGAGAUAAGUUGCUCCGUUAACUCAAGUCCUGGAACAAGUGAGGUUAUCAUUAGUGCUGCACUAUAUCUGAGACUGAAAAAGGAUUCAGAUGGCCGUAGUGACAGUAGACAACGGAAAGCAGACAGGAUAGCAGAUCUGCUAAACCCUGGGACAAUGGUAAGCAGAGAUGUAAUUCUUCAGUUCUUGCUUGCAUCAAAAAGAGAUUUAGAAGAAAUCAUCAUAACAAGACCUGUACAUGUGAGACUCAAGUUUGAAUGUCCAAACCAUCCAAAGGCAGAUAAUUCCAAAGAUAUAAUUUUGACGGACACCUCUUUAAAUGUGAAUGUUGCUCUAAAGUAAACCUUUAAUAGUAUAGUAUUAUGACUCUUGAAGAUAUUCGUGGCUCAUAAUGGUUUUGUAUGAAUAAGUGCCUUUGCUGUUCUAUUUAUCAUUGUGUUCUUAGAGAAUUCAUAGUUCUACGUUGGAAAAACCUUCCAGUUUCUAAUUGUUCAUGUUUCCUAUAUAAUUUUAGAACUUUUGACCUGUUGAUACUACUAGUUAUUUUGGUGAAUGUGGAAAA